AUGGCAUUCAACGGCUGCCCGAGGCCGUUUUUGAACGCGGCCGAUUUCAUGAAUACCACUGGCUUAAUAAAUGGCAGGUUAUGCUCGGAAAUUGGCCCAAACACAUGCUGCCUUCCUUGCCCAAUGACGGAUUGGGUGUACCCGGAGAGCUUCAACAUUCUUGGAAAGGUGUCAGAAAUUGUAGCGGUCGUCUCGACUGCUGCCUGCAUAUUCCUGCUUCUCUCGUGGGCAUUUUUGCCUGUGGAAAAGACGCACAGGCACUACCUCAGCAUCUGUCUCACAAUAGGUGUGGUAUUGAUGAACCUUGGCUUUGUGAUUCCUUUGGCUGCAUCACCAGAACAAUGCGCCGAUGCCAUCACGCCUCAUGACAUGAAAUCAAGUUCGACAUGCGCCGCCUCCGGCGCCUUCGUCAUCUUUGGUGGUUGGCUUGGCGUCAUGUGGAUCUUUUUACGCGCGCUGUCCCUUCACCUGCAAAUCUGCUGGGGCACCGUCGUCGGCAAAACCUUUAUGUGGUUUGCUCAUGCCGCCGGCUGGGGAAUUCCUCUCCUGGGCAUCCUGCUCGUCCUUGUGUUUAGCGGUGUUUCGUUUCGGUUCGGCUCAACGUGCCACGUCAACCACGAGAACAGUUUGGCCGUCCUAUGGAUUCCGUUGCUUGUAUUUGCCGGCUUCACCAUUGCAAUUCAGUUUGGAACCUUUGGUUACUGUGUCAAAGUUUACCUCGCAUCACUGGCCGACAACAGCUCCUCGACGGGCGGAUCUGGCCUACCCACCGCGCCCAACAGCGUGAAGUCUCUGUCCCCUCGUCAGACAUACCGGAGAGUUCGUCGCGUGAUCGAGCUGCAGUGGAGAGGCAUCUUGAUCGUCUUGAUCAUCGUCGCCGAUGUGGUCUACUUCUCCAUCGUUUUCGUCUUCCAGGAUAGGACCGUCGAGAAUAUCCGGGAGCAACCCGAGACCGCCAAAGAUUUCCUUCUUUGUUUGUUCUUAAACCCUGACAAUAGGGCAGAGUGCUUUGACGAGGCUAGCAAGCUUGUUAUAAGCCAAGCCACAGCCUUCAGUGUGCUUUUACUCUUAGGCAUAAACGGCUUCUGGCUUUUACUUCUGCUGGGCCGGUGGACCAUGAUAACUGCAUGGUCUGACCUAUUCAUGAACAUUUCGGGCCGCAGGAAGCCCGAGUUCGUCUCGGCAGACGCCCGGUUCGACAUGAUCAAGAACAACAGGCGUUCGUACGAGAUGCUCUCCCGUGACACGGGUAAGAAGCAAAUGGACGACUCGGUAACACCAUCGCCGGGGACUUCGAUAUCAAUGUCACCGCCGCCACCCGUCAGGCAGCCGUCGGUGGGCGCGACUUAUGAUAGAAACAACAACAAUGACGGCAACACGCCUAGCGGCCGUCGGACGCCCGAUUAUCUGGGCCAGGCUGCGAGGUAUCAUGCGCCGAUGCGCUCAUUCUCAUCCCCAAGACCUCCACCUGCGCCGCAGAGUGUGAGGUGGGAUUCGAGCGAAAUGUAUGGCGGAAGGGAUAACCACGAUUUUUCAAGGAACACGGGAGACGUGAGCCCUCUUUCUAUGAACAGGAUCUGA
This is a messenger RNA of Pyricularia pennisetigena, 1581 nucleotides long. RefSeq lists its product as uncharacterized. NCBI's taxonomy places the organism in Eukaryota, Fungi, Ascomycota, Sordariomycetes, Magnaporthales, Pyriculariaceae. The record is from RefSeq and is a predicted model, not a curated record. Gene Ontology annotation, molecular function: G protein-coupled receptor activity. Gene Ontology annotation, biological process: cell surface receptor signaling pathway; G protein-coupled receptor signaling pathway. The transcript has 5 exons. Gene Ontology annotation, cellular component: membrane. Bases 1 to 1581 code for a protein of 526 amino acids.